AUGAACGGCUCACAGACCCUCGCUCUUCCAAUCCCCGAGGAAGGACCACUCAAGUCCAUCAUCCUCGUCCCUGCUCAAAUUUCUCCGCCUCGGCUCCCUGCUCCAUUUUCAAUCGUCAAGGUCCAGAAACAGACCCCCUCUGCACCCCCGCAAGAAGAACACCCUUGUGGCAAGUGUUGCAAAAACUACGGACCCCGCACGGCUCCGUUGAACUCAUGUUCACUUGGUGCCAGAAGUAUCUUCUUCCCCGACGAGGAUACACAAAAAGAAGCCAUUGCACAUCCCUCUGAAGUCCUUCGGCAAUCGAAUACCUCUUCUUCUGACUUUCUUAUCACCAAUAAAUCUAGCCCCACCGUUUCCAAGAAACGCCGAACGCGUUUCAAUUGCGUCAAAUGCGGGAAGAAGUACAAAAGCGACUACGAUUUAAGACGUCACAUGGAUAUGCACACCGGCAAAACUACUUGUCCAGAAUGCGGAAAGGUUCUUUCAAUGGUCAUGCAUUUAAAAGAGCACUUGCGCAACGUACACAAACGAUCUGAUGAAGAGACGACCGAAAAAGAAUUUGCUAGCGAUCGUUGUAAAAAUGUGUUCAAGUCACGCAUGUCUCUUCGCAAUCGCGAGAGCUCUCUUAUUGGUGAAACGACUUGUAAAUUGUGUGAAAAGAUCUUUCCAACGGUGAGCCAUCUAAAACUGCACGUGUGCUCCGUGCGAAAGCAAUCUCAAAGAAAGACUAAAGAGAGAACUUUCAAUUGUGGUCGUUGUAAAAAAGUGUACAAAUUGCGCCAUGCCCUGAACGUGCACAUGAAGUCGCGCACUGGUAAAAGAACCUGUGAAUUACGGAGGAAGCGCUUGGCAAGAGUCAGGCAUUUUAGGCGGUGUUUACUUUCCGUUCACAAGCAAUCGCAAGAGGCGAUUGUCGGAAGAGAAACUCACUCAAGCGCCCCCUCUGACAUUCACGAGGAAUCCGAAAAGGAGACUGAAGGAGGAAAAGCUCCCUCUCAAGACAUCCGAAAGGAGACCGAAAGAAGUAAAGUCUCCUCACAAGACAAUCCGUCAGGUUCACUGAAGUCCGCCGGCCUUGUCCCUGAGGAGUCGACAAUUUCGAUCAUGGACGGCUCACAGACUCUCACUUUUCUGAUCCCUGAAGAGGAGCCACAGAAGCCCACCAUCCUCAUCCCUGCGGAAGUCUCGCGGUCUCGGCGCCCCGUUCAGUAUUCGAUCAUCAAAGUCCAGAAACAGAGCUCCUCCGCGCCCCCGGAAGAAGAACACCCCUGUGGCAAGUGUGGCAAGAAGUACAGAUCGCACGCGGCUCUGUUCAACCACAUGAAAAUGCACACCGGUGCAACCAAGUGCAAGACCUGUCGGAGGACCUUCGCAACCGUCGAUUCCUUGAGGCGUCACGUACUUUUCACCCAUUCGGUCGUCAAGAAGAAGACAGAGUCAAAGUGA
Messenger RNA from Bemisia tabaci, 1449 nucleotides. The record is from RefSeq and is a predicted model, not a curated record. NCBI's taxonomy places the organism in Eukaryota, Metazoa, Arthropoda, Insecta, Hemiptera, Aleyrodidae.